Molecule: messenger RNA, 382 nt
Organism: Staurois parvus
Lineage: Eukaryota; Metazoa; Chordata; Amphibia; Anura; Ranidae
Source: the annotation of a GenBank genome assembly
AUGUACACUGAUCAUCAGGGCACUGAUGAUCAGUGUGCCCUGAUGAUCAGUGUAGCCCCAGCAGGGUCACCUGUAAGUGUCCAUCAGUGCCUACCAGUGCACAUCAAUGCCACAUAUCAGUGCCCAUCUGAGCUGCCUUUCAGUGUCACCCAUCAGUGCCAUCAGUGCCGCCUAUCAGUGCCAUCAGUGCUGCCUAUCAGUGCUGCCUAUCAGCGCCAUGUAUCAGUGCUGCCUUUCAGUGCCCAUCAGUGAUGCCUGUCAAUGCCUAUCAGUGCCACCUACCAGUGCCUCCUCAUCAGUGCCCAUCAGUGCCACCUAUCAGUGUCCAUCAGUGCAGCCUAUCAGUCCCCAUCACUGCAGCCUCAUUAGCGCACAUCAGUGA